AUGACUGCUGCGACAGUUGCACACGCCUUUUACACUCACUGGAUCUGUCAAUUCGGUACACCUUUGACAAUCACCACUGAUCAAGGUCUGCAAUUCGAAUCAGCACUGUUCACCUCACUCUCACGAAUGCUGGGCAUUCAUCGUAUCAGAACGACACCGUAUCAUACUCAAUCGAACGGUCUGGUGGAACGUUGGCACCGCACACUCAAGGCGGCUCUCAUGUGCAACAAUGAGACACCUUGGCCGGACAUGCUACCGUCAGUUCUACUAGGACUCCGAACCGCAUACAAACCAGAUCUGAAAGCAUCUCCUGCUGAAAUGCUUUUCGGGACUACACUGCGCAUACCCGGUGAUUUCUUCGUUACAACAAGCACACCAGCUGAUCCACAAACAUUCGUGAGGAAAUACAGGCAAAUCAUCCAAGCAAUCAGGCCAACACCAACAGCUCAUCACACCAAACACAAGUUGUUCCUAUUCAAAAACCUUGACACGUGCACCCACGUCUUCAAGGUAGUAGACUCCAUCAAGAAGCCUCUGGAACAACCAUACACUGGCCACCAUGAAGUCAUCCAGCGUGUUGACGACAAAACCUACAUUAUCAGGAUCAAUGGGGCAGACAAAACAGUCUCAAUCGACAUGCUGAAGCCAGCAUACAUUGAGUUAACAGACAACCCAAAACCCACACCACCCAACCCAAACAAUUCGUGCAUUUCUCCUUCAGACCAAGUCACUGGGAGGGGAGUGGAUGUGGUGGCCGACAGCACUCAUUUGCCAUCCCUGUCAAACAACGAGUCUCGCUCACCAGCCAUUAAGCAAAAUGACAGUUCAACGAGUCGGCCAUUACGAAAUCGAAGAAAGCAAACACUACAACCACGCAAAGAUGACUCAUUCCUUUUACCUCAACCUUCUAAGCAACCAGGCGUUCAGCGCUCCACCGUAUUUUGUUCAUCAACUUAUAAAUAA
Bactrocera tryoni is the source of this 963-nucleotide messenger RNA. RefSeq lists its product as uncharacterized. The record is from RefSeq and is a predicted model, not a curated record. NCBI's taxonomy places the organism in Eukaryota, Metazoa, Arthropoda, Insecta, Diptera, Tephritidae. The transcript has a single exon. The coding region runs from base 1 to 963 and encodes 320 amino acids. Gene Ontology annotation, molecular function: nucleic acid binding. Gene Ontology annotation, biological process: DNA integration.